Molecule: messenger RNA, 2064 nt
Organism: Tetrahymena thermophila SB210
Lineage: Eukaryota; Ciliophora; Oligohymenophorea; Hymenostomatida; Tetrahymenidae
Product: dual-specificity kinase domain protein
Exons: 2
Biological process (GO): peptidyl-serine phosphorylation; autophagy; autophagosome organization
Cellular component (GO): autophagosome; cytoplasm
Molecular function (GO): protein serine/threonine kinase activity; ATP binding
Source: RefSeq, a predicted model, not a curated record
AUGGAUGACUGGGUAACUAAAAAAAUAGAUUAGUAUAUACUUGUGAAUCAUAAAUUAGGUAGAGGAUCAUAUGGUACUGUAUAUAGAGGAUACUUAGAAUAAGAUGAAAAUUAAAUGAUUGCAGCAAAAUAAAUUCCUAUUAAAGAAAUAUGUUCAUCUACAUCUAGGAUUUAAUAUAUAAAAAGAGAGAUUGAAAAUCUUUAAAAAAUAGAUAGUAAAUAUGUUGUGAAGUUGUUUGGUGUUUCAAGAACAUAAACAAAUUUGUAUAUGUUUUUGGAAUAUUGUGUUGAUGGAGAUCUUAAAUCAUAUUUAAAAAAGAAGGAAAAUAAAAUACUUAGCGAACCAGAAGCAAUUAAAAUUUUUAAGCAUAUUGUUGAAGGGUUUAAAGAACUAAAUAAGUAUAAAAUAAUUCAUAGAGAUAUCAAGCCAGCAAAUUUACUUAUAAGUAAUGGGAUAGUAAAGCUUGCUGAUUUUGGUUUUUCUAAAGUUGUCGAAGAUGAAGAAGCUAGACUUAGAUCAUUUAUAGGAUCGCCUCUUUAUAUGGCUCCAGAACUUUAAGAAUAAAUGCCUUUUUCUUCAAAAUGCGAUGUUUGGAGCACUGGUAUAGUACUUUAUGAAAUGUUAUAUGGCAAAACACCAUGGAAUGGCUCAUCAUAAUUAAAUUUAUUUGAAAAUAUUAAAAACUAACCUUUAGUCUUUCCUGAUGAGCCUAUUAGGUCAAACAAACUUAAAUCUCUUAUCAAAAAGAUGCUUUAGUACUAUGAAAAAGACAGAAUUAGCUGGUCAGAAAUAUUUGAUGAUGACUUAAUUAAUGGUGUUCGCAAAAGUAUGGAAGAAAGCUUCAGAAAAAGAGAUUUAGUGGAAGGUUUUUUAGAAAAGUCUAUAUUAGAAAAUGAAGCCUAUAUUUAAAAGAAUCUUGUGGUUGAUUAUUUAGCCCAUAUAGAAGAAGAAGAAGAUGAUGAAUAUGAAAGAGAAAGAAAAAAGACUAAUGGACACUCAAAUCAUGCUAAAAAUAAUUAAAAGAAAAUAAAUAAAUAAAUUGAUGAAGAUGAUAAUGAUGAUUUAGUAGCUUCAGAAGAAAAUCAUACUGAAAUUAUGGACGAAAAUCGUAGUGGAGCUUAAUAUUAAGUGAAACAACUUUAGUUCAAAACAAAAGCAAAUUCAUCAAACUUAAUCACUUUUUAAGAUUCAAAAUCUAGUAUUUCCCCUAAAAUAAAGUAGGAAUUAAAAAUUGAGUCUUAAAGUAGUUUUGAAAACUAAAAAUCAAAAGGGACCUAAAAGUCAAUUGACUUCUUCUUUGGAGAAACAUCUGAAGAAAAAUACACUUUUGAAGAGAAAGCUGAAUAAUUAAUAAAAGAUUAAAUAGAUGCAGAAAAAAUGAGAAAAAAUAUUUUAAAAGUAAACGAGUAUAUUUUAUAUGAAAGAAACGUUAGCUUCUUUUACAACUUUGUUAUAUAGAAAUUAAUACUUGCUUACAAUGAAAAAACAUUAAAGAUUCCUCAAGAUUUAUAUUACAGGGUUAUAUUUAUUAUUAGUAAAUGUUAAACUAUAAAUCUCAACAAAGUUAUAACCAUGUUGACUUCACCCAAAAGCGAAUUUAGUCAAGCUAUUUGGGAUUAGUAUUAAUUAUCUCUUGAUUAUUUAAAAACAUAGAAGCUUUUAAUUUAGGACUGUUGGUAUGCCAAGAAGUUUAACUAAGAGCUAUUAAAAAAAACAACUCAAAUAGUCAACGAAGUUCUCAAAAAGGAAUCAAAUCCCCAACAAAUUACAUUCUUGAAACUCUACUAAGGUGUUUUAAACCAAAAAAUGGAUUAUGAUUCAACUUUUAAGCAAGCUUAUCAAAAAACCCUCUCUGAAUUAAUAUAAUCUGCCAAGCAGCAAGCUAUAGAGACUGAUAAGAAAGAUGCUUUAAUUAUCUUUAAGUAUUUAUUUGUUUGUCAAAACCCAUAUAGCAUUUUUAAAAAUUCAGAAUUUGACUUCAGUAGAUUCUACGAACAGCUUGAAAAUAUUAAACUGUAACAGCUAAGAUAAGAAAUAUUAUAAAACCCCUCAUUUAAAUAGUGA